Molecule: messenger RNA, 3828 nt
Organism: Pipistrellus kuhlii (Kuhl's pipistrelle)
Lineage: Eukaryota; Metazoa; Chordata; Mammalia; Chiroptera; Vespertilionidae
Gene: TTC34
Product: tetratricopeptide repeat domain 34
Exons: 9
Coding region: 38-3373 (1111 amino acids)
Molecular function (GO): protein binding
Source: RefSeq, a predicted model, not a curated record
GAGGACUGGACAUGGCCUGGCAGGGAGCACGGAGGUGAUGGCAGCCCAGGAGCUGGUGGCCUGCCUCUGCCGGGAGGGGGACCAGCACCUGGCCCUGGGGGAGCCCCCGCUGGCCACCGCCUUCUACCUGGCCGCCUUCAGCUGCCACGCCCCCUCCGCGGUGAGGCACGUCCGGGCGGCCCUGGCCGAGGCCCGGGGCGCCCCCGUGCUGGCCACGCUGGAGGCCUGGUGCCGGGGAGAGAGCCAGAUCCCCGCCAUCCACUGGGACGGCAUGGCCGUGGUGUCGCUGACCGGCACGCUGGCCUGCGCCUUCCUGGCCACGCUGUGCCCGGACCACCCGGCCGCGGUGCUGCACGCGCUGGCCGGCCUGCUGGCCCGCGGGCGCCACGGCGAGGUGGUGCGGCGCUGCGGCACCCUGCUGGCCGCCCACUCCCGGCAGGGGCUGGCGCUGCGGCUGACCCGCGCCCUGGCCCGCAUCCUGUCGGGGGCGCAGGUGGACGCCGGCCUGGCCGACUACCUGCAGGCCUUCGCCGCCGCGGCCGACCGCACUGUGGCCUUCGUCCUCACCCACCAGCGGCCCUACCUGCCCGUGCUGGUCAGCGCCCUCCAGGCCCACCUCGCAGGGCGGGAGCAGGCCAGGGGCGGCGGCGGCCAGCAGGAGGGCACGGACACCGGCCAGCAGGAGGCCGACGGCUGGAGGCUCCUGGCCGCCCUGGACCCCGGGGGCACCUGGAGCGACGCCCUCUCCCCCGACGCUCUGCUCCGCGGCGGCCGCUACGAGGACUGCCGUGCCGCCUGCAGCCGGGCCCUGGAGGCCGACCCCGCCGGCAGCAGCUCCCGAGGUGAGCGCCUGGCCGCCCUGCUGGUCACCCGCGCGGCCGCCGCCUUCUUCCUGGACCGCGGCGCCCCGGACCUGCUCCGCGACCUGCACGCCGCCUUCGCGGAGAGCCCGGCGGCCGCGCGCCGGCAGCUGGCGGCCGUGCUGGCGGCGGCGGACCGGGCGCGGGUGCUGGCGCUGCUGCGCGAGGCGGCGGACGCGGGGCUCGCGCUCUUCCGGGAGGCCGUGCGCGGCCGCGCCGAGCUCCGCCGCGACUCGGGCCGCGAGCUGCUGGCCCCGGCGGCGCGCGCGCUGCGGGUGCUGGUGCGGGUGGCGCCGCCCGGGGCGCGCCCGGCGCUGGGGGCGCGGCUGGCCGAGUGCCUGCUGCUGGCGGGGGACGCGGGCGGCGCGCGGGCGCUGUGCGAGCGGCUGCUCCGGCCCCGGCCGGGGGACGGUGCCGGGGACCGCGGCGGGGACCGUUGGGGGGACGGCGCCGGGGACCGCGCGCCGCUGCUGGCGCUCCGCGGCUUCUGCGCGCUGCACGCGGGGGACGCGGCGGGCGCGCGGGCGGACUUCCAGGCGGCGGUGGCGGGGGGCCCCCCGCACCCCCGCGGCUGCGUGCGCGCCCUGUGCGGCCGCGGGCUGCUGCGCGUGCUGGCGGGCAGCGCCUACCUGGGCGCCCGGGACUACGUCACCGCCUGCCGGCUGUGCCCCGAGGAGGCCCUGCUGGUGGCCAAGGCCUUCGUGCCCUGGAACCUGCGGGGGCUGCUGCGGACCGUGCUGCGCGAGGAGGCCCGCGGCAUGCUCCGGCGGAGGCCCGGCCCGGCGCCCGCGGCGCCCCCUGCGCCCACAGGACCCACGGCACCCACCGCACCCACGGGCGCGCGGGGCCGCCGGAGCCAGGCCGCGGAGACCGAGGGCGCCGAUGAGCAGGAGGAGCCGGACAGAGACGCCGAGGGCGUGUACCAGCUGGCCACGCUGCUGAUGGAGCUGGACGCGGAGGACGAGGUGUCCCGCCUGCUGGCGGCCGACGCCCUGUACCGCCUGGGCCGCCUGGACGACGCCCACAAGGCGCUGCUGGUGGCGCUGUCCCGCCGGCCCCAGGCGGCGCCCGUGCUGGCGCGGCUGGCGCUGCUGCAGCUGCGGAGGGGCUUCUGCUACGACGCCAACCAGCUGGUGAAGAAGGUGGUGCAGUCUGGGGACACGGCCUGCCUGCAGCCCACGCUGGACGUGUUCCGCCCGGAGGACCGGCAGCUGCUGCAGAGCCACUGCCACGCGCGGGCACUGGCCCUCCUGCGGACGCAGCCGGGCGACGCGGAGGGCGAGGCCCGCACCAGGGAGGCCGUCGCCUACCUCUCUCUGGCCAUCUUCGCUGCAGGGGGCCAGGCCGGCGAGUCGCUGCUCACCCGCGCCCGCUGCUACGCGCUCCUGGGCCAGAGGAAGACCGCCCUGUUCGACUUCAACGCCGUGCUGCGGGCGGAGCCGGGGCACGUGCGGGCGCUGUGCGGGCGGGCGCUCCUGCACCUGGCCCUGGGCCAGCAGCAGGAGGCCGUGGCCGACGUGCUCUCCGCGCUGAGGCUGGACCCAAGCUCGGCGGUUGCUGAGCUCCGCUCCCUGAAGCCGGAGGCCCAGGCCCUCAUCGCGCAGGGCCUGUCCUCCCACUGCCGGGGCCUCCUGAGCCGGCGGCCGGGCCCUGGGGCCCCACUCAGCGACAGUGACGUCCAGGGCCUCCUGGCCGCGGGGGAGGCGCUGGUGGAGAUGGAGGCGGGGCAGGCGCGAGGGCACCUCCUCCUGGCGGACGUGCUCGUGGCCCUGGGCAGCUAUGAGGAGGCGGGCGCCCGCCUCCAGGACGCCCUGCGCCCCUCCCCACCCUCGGAGGCGGCCCGGGCCCGGCUUGGCCUGCUCAGCCUCAAGAAGGGAGACAUGCCGGCCGCUGCCCGGGACCUGCAGUGCCUGGCGGAGACGGACGCCGGGGACCUGGGCUUCCUGCUGAGUCUCCUGGAGGCCUCAGAGCGGCAGGGCCUGGCCCAGGCUGCAGCCCAGGAAGCCAGCGCCCUCCUGACCGCGGGGCAGCCUGGGCAGGCGCUGGGCUACUGCUCGCUGGCCGUGCUGGCCGGCGGGGGCAGGGCCGGCCACCUGCGCCUGCGGGCUGCCGCCCUGGCGGAGCUGCAGGAGUGCAGCCGGGCCCUGGCCGACCUGGACCUGGUGCUCCGCGAGGGCGCGGGGGACGGUGGCCCGCUGCAAGCGGAGGACCUGUGCUCCCGGGGCCGCCUGCUCCUGAGCCUGGGGGACGAGGCGGGGGCCGCCGGGGCCUUCGCCCAGGCCCUGGCGCUGGCACCCGCCCCGGCCCAGAGCAGCCUGUGGGCGCGGCCCGGCCGGGCCCCUGCCGCCCGGGUGCUGCUGGGCCUCGGGCAGCGCUGCCUGGAGGAGCGGCGGUACGAGGAGGCCUGGGCGGCGGCCGAGGGCGGGCUCCUGCUGGACCCCGAGCACUGCGGCCUGCGGAGGCUGAAGGCGCGGCUCCGGAGGGAGGCGGCCUCGGGCUGCCGGCUCCACUGACCCCCUGGGCCGGCCGGUCCCGGGGCCGCCCUGCCAUUUCCCCAAACCGGGCGGUGCGGACCCCACCCUCCCGGCUCGGGGUGGGUGUUCGGCAGAGAGAAGGGCGUUACGCCGGCCUGAAGCCCAGAGCCCUUCCUCCAAGGGCCUGGCGUGGGGCCAGCAGGCUGGACACGAAGGCCAGCCCUGGGGCUGCGGAGCCGGUGCAGCCCCUCCCGCCGCACGAGGCGGCCUUUGACCCUGGCCUCACCGAAGACAACGCUCCCCAGCCGGGGCCUGCCGCUGAGGCCCAUCCUCCAAGUCACUCUCUGGGCAGCCCCGUGCCCACACCCACCACCGGCCACGGCGACGAUGCGGCCCCUCCCCGCUGCCCAGCAGAGAGCCGCCCGGAGGGGCAGAGAGGCUGGCUGCUUGCCGACCGGCCCGGCUGGGGCUGUAACGGAGCGUCCUCUGUUUGC